Molecule: messenger RNA, 4641 nt
Organism: Chelonia mydas (Green sea turtle)
Lineage: Eukaryota; Metazoa; Chordata; Testudines; Cheloniidae
Gene: CAB39
Product: calcium binding protein 39
Exons: 16
Coding region: 1027-2259 (410 amino acids)
Biological process (GO): intracellular signal transduction
Molecular function (GO): protein serine/threonine kinase activator activity
Source: RefSeq, a predicted model, not a curated record
CGAGGCGGGGAGCUGGGCGCAGGCCGCCGCCGCCGCAGCUGCAGGGCGGGGAAGGGCCGCUGCGCAGCGCAGCACCGCGGGGCGAGCGAGAGACCGUCAGGCAGCGCCUCGCGUCGUGCGCCUCCUCCAGAGCCGCCAGGGUGGGAGCGGGCAGAGCCGGAGACGCUACCGACCCGCCGCCCGGCCGCGGACCCGACACCGAGAGGAGGGAAGCAGCUGCCGCCAGGCCCCGUCCGCGCAGCCGAGCGAAGGGACCACUUCAUCCAUCACUGAAAUGGAGCCACUUCUGGGAUGUAAAACGGCUACUGUUUAACAACGCACAGCAACACUGCACAGCAUUUUAGGAUGGAACUGAAGAAGAAUACUGUUUCCAAAUGAAACCCCAGGGAGAAUUUUAGGAAGAAGGAGAGCACAAUAAGAAACACACCAAAAAUAAAGCUGAGUAAAAGCUCCAUGCAAAAUGGGGAAAACUUUCUUAAUACACAGUACUGACUGAUGGGAUUUACAAACCCCCACGCUGAGGCUGAGGCAGGGGAAGGGCUGGAGCAGUACUGGGCUUGGAAAGCCUGCCUGUUGGAUAAUGCCAACUAUGCACCGGUGGAGAAGAUCCGUGUAAAGCGUGCUUCAACAGCACCAGACAAUGGAAGAAGGAGAGAGGGCAUUUCCUGGAGGAGCACCAUUCUUCAGCAACAGCUGGUGUCUCAGGUAAUUCUGCUUAAAGGAUUUGAAGAAAGAAAUGUGGCCCUAAGAAAACUAAGGGAUUGGCAAGACAGAGUUGCUGAAGUCCUUUAUGAUGCCUGAUAGUUGUGAGAUUCAUUUCAAUUCUGACUCUGAUGAUAUUCACUAUUCUAGAAGGGAUGAGGUGUCACUGGCUCUGUAGAGAGCCCUUUCCAGCCCCACUGUCGCAGACCCCACUCUGUCACUCACCAGCGAGGGGUGCCAGAGAUCUCUGCUUUGUCCCAUGAUGUCUGCAACCUUUCUCACACGUUUCACCUGCAGGGAUUGGGCAUCAUUGGCCCUGCAGCUAUGCUCAGUGAUGAGGCAAGCCAGGCACAGAGCUUUAAUGGAAGAAGUGGGGUAGCCUCCUGGCUGGUUGUUUGGUGUGUGUUCUUCCAUCUGACCAGUAUCACUUCAGUCUUGUUUGGAUUCAACUUGAAGCAGCUGCUUUUCAUCCAGGAGCUGAUUUCUUGUGAAGUAGGAACUGCAGAAGGAAGACCUGUACAGUUUGCAAUAAUGCCAUUCCCCUUUGGCAAGUCCCACAAGUCUCCUGCAGACAUAGUGAAGAAUCUGAAGGAGAGUAUGGCAGUUCUAGAAAAGCAAGAUAUCUCUGACAAAAAGGCAGAAAAGGCCACUGAAGAGGUUUCGAAAAAUCUGGUUGCCAUGAAGGAAAUAUUAUAUGGCACAAAUGAAAAAGAGCCACAAACAGAAGCUGUGGCACAGCUUGCUCAAGAACUGUACAACAGUGGUCUUCUUAGCACCCUAGUAGCUGACUUACAACUCAUCGAUUUUGAGGGCAAAAAAGAUGUUGCUCAGAUUUUCAACAACAUUCUCAGAAGGCAAAUUGGUACAAGAACUCCCACAGUGGAAUACAUCUGCACUCAGCAAAAUAUAUUGUUCAUGUUAUUAAAAGGGUACGAAUCUCCAGAAAUUGCUCUAAAUUGUGGAAUAAUGUUAAGAGAAUGCAUUAGACAUGAACCACUUGCUAAAAUAAUCUUGUGGUCAGAACAAUUCUAUGAUUUCUUCAGAUAUGUGGAAAUGUCAACAUUUGACAUUGCUUCAGAUGCGUUCGCCACGUUCAAGGAUUUACUUACGAGACACAAGUUGCUGAGUGCAGAAUUUUUGGAACAGCAUUAUGAUAGGUUCUUCAGUGAGUAUGAGAAGUUACUUCAUUCAGAAAAUUAUGUGACAAAAAGGCAGUCACUUAAGUUGCUUGGUGAAUUGCUAUUGGACAGACACAACUUUACAAUUAUGACAAAAUACAUCAGUAAACCUGAAAAUCUGAAACUAAUGAUGAAUCUUCUACGAGACAAGAGUCGCAACAUUCAGUUUGAGGCCUUUCAUGUCUUUAAGGUGUUUGUAGCCAAUCCUAACAAGACACAGCCUAUAUUAGAUAUCCUCUUAAAGAACCAGACCAAACUUAUUGAGUUCCUCAGCAAGUUUCAGAAUGACAGGACCGAGGACGAACAAUUUAAUGAUGAGAAGACCUAUUUAGUUAAACAGAUCAGGGAUUUGAAGAGACCAGCACAGCAAGAAGCUUAAUCUCCAACAAACCCCUAAAAUAUUAAACCCAAAUUCAGCAUUUGCUGUUAGAUAUUCAGCAUCAGGCACUCUUAUCAAUUCAUGAGGAACAUUACUGCUAAUCUGCUGUUCAGUGAACGGUUUUUGUUUUCUCUCUCCUUUUUUAGUCCAAGUUGAAAAACAUAGCUGCUGCUUUCUUGCACAAUGUGGACUUUCUUGAUAUUUGUGUCAUUUCAGAAUUCAAAGACACUGCUUGUUUUAGGAGUCCUGGAAAAAGAGAUACUAGAUUCAUGAAAGCAAACAUAGAUGAUAGUUUGGUUUAGGAAAGAAGGUAUUAAUGUAGUUAAGCAACAGGUUGCAUGCUUGCAAAUCUGAUUAAAUCGUAUGUUUGCACUUACCUUGUUUGAGAUAUGAGCACAAUGUGACCUGUGCAUACAUGGCACCAUAGUAUAAAAUUGUAUGCCUUGAUUAAAAAAAAAAAAGUGCAGUGCUUUACUUGUAAUCAAAGGGGAAAUGUAUCUAAGAUGUGAGCUUACUGGGAUAAACAGUUGUCUUGCAAAUAAACUCAACUUAGCAACUUUUAAAAGAGUGAAAUCUUGAGGUUCAUAAGGAAAAUGUAUAUAAUAUGCCUUUCACUGCUUUAUAGAUUUUUUUUUUCUCAUGAUUUUCUGAGAAUUGAGUUGUAAACUUGGAAAUAUGUUCUAAGGGUUUUGUUAAUUUUACUUUGAAGAUAUUUCAAACAGUAGAGCUAGCAGUGACACUUCGCAUUUCAUUUCAACAAUGCUUGCUGGUUUCUUUUGUAUAUAACUCCUAGGCUGCUCAUUUCUUUAAAAAUAUGAUUUAAUUUGUACAGCAGAGGAAUGUUAUUGUAUUAGUCUGUAACUAUUACUUAAUAUUGAGUUCUGCAAAAUGAAUGCUCAUAUGUAGCUGAAUACUUCAGAUCAUCUGAGAAUGCUGAUUUAACAUUUCUUAAAUACUGCAGCAUCAAAAGGAAAAAAACAAUUUAUUUGUAUUCACUUAUCUAAUGGGGUGCCAUCAAUUAGGUUAGGCUAAAAUAUAGAACUGGAAUCCUUUAAUCUGUAUUCUUACUGGUUAAUAUUGGCCUUAUUCACUUAAAUUAGCACUGUGUUCUGCAAAUGGUCAAGAUUAUGAUAAACUAAUAUUGAUUCCUUUUUCUUCUGGGGAGUCUACAGAGACCACCUUUGCUUUCUUGGAGUAGAUAUCUCAGUACAAUAGUUGUGAAAGUGAAUAAUUUCCCCUUGACUUCAAGAAAAAUAAUUUCAUAGAUGGCCUACUUGUAACAAAAUGAUUUAAUUUUGUCAAAUCCUGUUCUUUAAUGCUGCAAACUGUCAGUAUUUAUAAAAAACAAACUGAUUUUGCACCAUGUUGGCUUUUGUUACUGUGACCAUAACAAAAAACAUCUACUAAAUAUAUCUAAACAAUGUUAUUAAAAUUAUAUCUAUUCAUCUUAUAAUUAUGCUAAAAUCACAACCAACUUAUGAGUUGGAGUUUGAAUGUUCAAAUUCUGCAUGGCUGAACCUGAUUGAGAAUGCCAUAAAACUUCUCAUUGCUUCCUGUCCUCUUACUAAUUACAGUUAUUUUCAGUUAGCAAGAUGAAAACCCUGAUUGACAUUUUAGCUAAUUUUGAAGCCAUUGUGAGGGAAAUCAGAUAAUAGCGCCAGAAAAUUGGGUGUUUUCACUCUCGUAAUAUAAAAUGGCUCUUAACAUUGUCAUUGAUCUCUUUAAGGUUCUUAAUCUGUCCAUAGCAAACUGAUUCAUAUUGUCUCUUGGAAAAUAGCAAAUUAAUCUUACUGAAAAUGAGAGAUCUCUAUUUUUAAAAUCAUUUCUGUAGGCAGGCAAAAUUGGCCAUUAGAUGGUAUUAUAGUUCAGCACUAACAGUCUUAUAUUUUGGUUUAUCAUAGUUGAGUGGAAGAAAACAUUAUUUGCCAAAUUAUUCUCCAUAACACACAAGGCUUCCACUUUAGAAAAAUGUAGAAAUGCUAAAAUUUAUAUAUGUAAAGAAGUGAAGAAAUUUGGAUUGGGGUAUUGGUUUUUCUCUCUCUGACUGGGGAACAGUGGAUAUAAGUUUUUUAACAUAUGAAAGCAUUUGAAUGUUGGCGUUCAAGAAAAAGUUGUAUUUAAAUUUAAGAUCAUUUUGACAUGCUAUUCAUAUUAAAUUCUACUGUACUGGAAGUAGUUUCUUCUCAUCUGCGUGAAGGCUUAAAGAUAUUACUAAAAGUUAUUUAAUGUGAGGUUGUUGUUUUUUUUAAAUAUUGAUGUAUACAGUUGUAAUUCUACUUCCAUGAAAGUAUUUCAUUUCUCCUGAGGAAAAAAUGCAUUUCUUACCAGAAAAUCUGGCUGGCCCCAUAAUUUAAAUUGAAAUAAAAUUUUGAAGAAAAUCCA